Molecule: messenger RNA, 2907 nt
Organism: Triplophysa dalaica
Lineage: Eukaryota; Metazoa; Chordata; Actinopteri; Cypriniformes; Nemacheilidae
Gene: pkp2
Product: plakophilin 2
Biological process (GO): intermediate filament bundle assembly; cell-cell adhesion; desmosome organization
Cellular component (GO): intercalated disc; nucleus; adherens junction
Molecular function (GO): intermediate filament binding; protein kinase C binding; cadherin binding
Source: RefSeq, a predicted model, not a curated record
GCAGUUAAUGUCUACAGUGAAAUCUGUCCACCUCCUCGAUCACAAUUGCUCAGAGUUGUGCGGUUACACGAUAUCAUACGAGUAAUGUGACGCAUGUUUAAACCGCACCUCGAUCACAGAGAAAAACCGUAGCGCUUCACGCCCAACAGGGAGUAAAACACCUGACACUACACACCUUACUGCAUGUAAAGAGAGACCGCGAUGGCGGAGGAGGCAGAUUUUAUGCGCACUGUACUGCCCGUUCUGGGGUCUUCGCGGUCGGAAGACACUUCUUUGGCUUUACCGCACACGGACAAACUCACUCAUGCCGAUACUCACCGGCGAAACCGACUACAGCAACAAGUCCAGCUGACACUCUCGCGGAAAAGAAAGAAACCUAAAAUGCCAGAUUCAUCUCUAUCAGAAAGCCUAUCCAACUGUCACAUAUCACGUAGUGUUUCAUUAGGAAACAUUCAACUUAAGCAAAUCAACACGUUUGUCAACCAUGAUGCUACGCCACAAGCAGCAAGGCCGUCGUGGAUAGGUGAUCAAUCUCAGUGGCCAAACACAGUGCCUGCUCACUUCCACAGGGGCUUCCGAAGCUUUCGUUACAGCACAAGACCUGGAUUUAACUCUUCCACUCUCCCCACCGCCACUCCAACCGACAACUUCCAUUCAAUUAAACGGCCAUUACGUUACGCCCGCUCUGAGGUUCUGCGUGACCCAAGGUUAUUCGUUUCUGGACUUGUGGGUGUUGUGAAGCUCCCUAUUAAACCUGUUUAUGAUGACAAUUUCGAGGAUAAUAGGGAUUACGUCUUUUUACCCAGCACCUCACACAAUGCUGUCCCAGAAGGGUUUGGUAAGAACUGGUUGAAGUUGCAGAAGCGCUGUCUUCCAAUAACCUUCAGCAAGAAGAGUGAGGGAGCUUUCGGUUCUCAUGAACAGACAGAGAACGUGUCCUGGCAGGGUCACAAGCGGAAGCCGAGCCUGGAGGUUGUUGAAGGAAGACAACCCUCCCAACCUGGCUCGCUCAUCAGUAUGGCGGAAAAGUCAGGAAGUUCGGGAUGGAUUGAAAACCCGGAGGUCAAAAAACACACAAUGACAGCUUCAACAAAGGCUGGCAGGACAAAUGAGCACGAGACAGAGAUGACACUUAAAGAGGCUGUAAAUCUCCUAGAGGAAGAUGACUUGGAAACACAAAUCACGGCAGUUAAUUUCAUACAGAAGCAGUGCUUAUACAGACCUCACAAUAAGGAAAAGAUACAUAUUCUAAAGGGUAUUCCAAAGCUGCUGAAGGUCCUGCAGAAUCACAACGAGGAGCUCCAGCAGGCCACCGCCGGCGCACUCCGAAACGCCGUUUACGAAAACAGUGAAAACAAGAUGGACGUCAAAGACUGUGAAGGGCUUCCAGUGAUCCUGAGUACGCUCAGGAAGAACCGAGAUAUUGAGACCCGAAGGCAGCUGACCGGUAAACCUAUCAUACUACAUCUCAAAUCCAUUACUCUGACUAAGAAAAGAUUCAGAAAUGUGACCUACACUGAUUCUCCGAUGGUGAUUAUCUCCUCAGGGCUGCUGUGGAAUCUUUCAUCUCAUGACCUGUUGAAAGAGCAGCUCGCAAGAGAAGCGGUCAAACCUAUCACAGACAACGUCCUGGUGCCUUGCUCGGGCAUUUCUGAGGGGGAGGAUCCCAAACUAGACCUUUUGGCUGACAUUGACGUUUUAUACAAUGCUACUGGGUGCCUGAGAAAUUUAAGUUCUGCCGGUCCCGAUGGACGUAAAGCCUUGCGGGACUGUGAGGGCCUUAUUGAGUGCCUCAUCUAUUUCAUCCGUAGCACCAUUUCAGACCAUAAACCCGAUGACAAGGCCACAGAAAACUGUGUGUGUAUCCUGCACAACCUCUCUUAUCGGUUUGAUUGUGGGAUGUCUAAUAUGGAUGUCCCAGAGGUUAAGGAGUCCAGACAGAGUCUCGCAGCACAAAACAAUAAUCCUGGCUGUUUCAUCAUCAACACUCCAAAAAAUAUUGAAGAGGAAACAGAGGAAGAGUAUCCUAUGCUGGAAGAGAAUGCCAGUCCUCAAGGUGCAGAGUGGCUCUGGUGCGCAAUCACUAUCCGCAUGUAUCUCUCGCUUAUUGCUGUCAGUAAAAACAAAAACACAAAAGAGGCGUCCAUUGGAGCACUUCAAAACCUCACCGCUUGUUCUGCGGAGAUAUCUCAGGCCAUCGCAAACUUCAUUGUGCAUAAAGAGGGAGGCCUCCUUCACGUGAAAAAGAUGCUGCAAGAUGAGAACAACGAAAAAAUAAGAAUAUGUGUGUCAUUUGUAAAAAAUGUGUCCCGCUACAGAGAACUGCACAAAUACAUUGUUAAACAGGUGCUACCAGAUCUGAUUGCCAUAGUAAAAAUCUCUGACAGAAGCUCAGAACAACCCAUAGAUGUCAUUGUCACAAUCUUUCACAUCCUCAUCAACUUGUGCAAUGAGUCUAUGAAGAACACCUGUGAGAUUGUAAACCAAAGAGUCAUACCCACCAUUAUCAGCAUCAGCACCAAAGAUAAUGGGUUUGGGCCCACACGGGCAGCCCAGGCAGCUUGUAUUCUAUUGCAUACACUGUGGAGGUAUUCUGAGCUGCACAGCAGCUAUAAGAAGGCUGGUUAUAAGAAAUCCGAUUUCACUAACAAAAGGAUACUAAAGGUUGUGCAUUCUUUCCGUGAAUAGGAGGAUGCAGUGCAAGGAGAAGACUUUUCAUUUGUUAACUUUAAAAACCUACUUUGACAUAUUUUAAACUGGUGCUAAGUAAUAUAGCUUUUGUGUGUAUUUGUUAUUUUAUUUUAAUUUAAUAUUAUUUGUUUUUUUGUACUUUUGUUUAUAUAUAGUGAAAUACUGAUUAUGCCUGUUGACUGUAAACAACUUUAUUUAUUUAAUCUUUUAUUUUGU